Molecule: messenger RNA, 3984 nt
Organism: Tetranychus urticae (two-spotted spider mite)
Lineage: Eukaryota; Metazoa; Arthropoda; Arachnida; Trombidiformes; Tetranychidae
Product: cell adhesion molecule DSCAM
Biological process (GO): cell-cell adhesion
Molecular function (GO): protein binding
Source: RefSeq, a predicted model, not a curated record
UUGAAAUGUAACUUUGUUCAAGUGAAUGAACCAACAGCAUUUAUAAAGUUAUAAUCUUUCCUAUUCAAUUGGCUUUGGUUUUUUGUUUUCUUUUUGUUUUCUUUUUGCAUCCAACAUUUAUUAAUGUUGAACAGUCAAAGUUUGUUCAACUCGAAAUCGAUGCCCAAAGGUUCAUCAAUAAUUGUCACGAUUGCUUGAGAAGCAGCAAACUAUUAAAUUAUCCAAGUAAAUGUAAAAUGAAAAGAAAACAGAAUUGGAAACUUUGAAACAACAGUCGAGUGGAUUAAUGUUAACUAGUGAACUGUAUUUGUGAGGUUUACUGUGAACAAUGUGCAUUAACAUGUUGCUUUGUUUUACAAGUCCAUUACUGACCCAAUGUUGACCCUCAGAUUGUUGCGCUAUUAGAUUGGAAUUGGCAAAAUGAAAGAUUUUGUUGGUCAAUUUGUUUAUUACCUUUUAUUCAUAUCAUCAUUGGACUCAUUUACAUCAUCAUCAUCAUCAUCUUAUAAAGGUGAAGCGCCCAUAUUUUUGGAAGUGUUCACAGAGAAGGACGUUAAACCAGGUGAAAGUGUCUCCUUGAAGUGCAUGUCAACUGGUAACCCUUUGCCUCAGAUAACAUGGAAACUCGAUGGAUUCCCUUUGGAUAGCAUGAAAAAUGUCCGAAUCGGCGAUUAUGUGACCAAUGAAAAUUACGUCAUCAGUUUUGUCAACAUAAGUUCUGUGAGUGUUGAAAUUGGUGGAACCUAUUCAUGCACCGCUUCGAGUGAUAUAUCAACCAUUGAGAAUGUAGCCCCACUCCGAGUCUCAGGUCCGCCUUAUGUUCGUCCAAUGGGCAACCUGACUUUGGUGGCCCAUCGAUCACUAUCAGUUAAAUGUCCGGUCGGAGGUUAUCCAAUCGUAAACAUUUUCUGGGAAAAAAAUGGGAAAAGAUUGCCAAACAAUCACAGGCAAAUGCUCGAUAAAAAUGGAACCUUGGUGGUAUCUGAUAUAACCAAAGAAUCUGAUGAAGGUUACUAUUCAUGUACAGCAUCAAAUGAUGAAGGCGUUUCUUCAUCAAAUGGCUUUCAUCUUACCAUACAAGUGGCUCCAAAGGUUGACCAAUUUGUUUUACCUGUUGACAUACAAAUGGGCCAACGUCUAUCAAUUAGCUGUACUGUUAUUAAAGGCGAUCCACCAUUUCACAUUGAAUGGCUUAAAGAUGGUGAAACAAUUAGGGAAGAUGCAUCUUCAUCAAUUGCUAUUCACCAUUUAGCCGACUAUUCAUCAACCAUUCUAUUCAAAGCAAUCAAAGGUGAACAUCGAGGUAAUUAUACCUGCUUAGCCACCAAUGCUGUUGGUCAAGAUUCUCAUAGCCAAAUGAUGGUCAUUUAUGCUCCACCACAAUGGAUCUACGAACCAGGCGAUAUAAGUUCAACCAAAGGAGACCAAGUUUGGAGCAAUUGUCAAGCUUCAGGAUUCCCGAUGCCUUCAAUCAUCUGGAAAAGGGCUCAAAAUGGGACAACAAGUUAUAAAACAAUUGUCAGCUCAUUUCGAGUUCAAAUACUCGAUAGUGGAGCUCUUUUCAUAGAUGAUAUCCAAAAGAGUGACGCUGGACUCUACUUGUGUCAAGCAUCCAAUGGUGUUGGAACUGAAUUGAGUAAAGUUAUUCGCAUCUCGGUCCAUGAAGGAGCUUAUUUCACCAGUAAAUUUCGCUCUGAAACAUUUACCAAACUGGAAGAAGCCAAAUUAUCAUGUGAAGCUUAUGGCGAGAAACCAAUAACAAUUCAAUGGCGUAAAGACGAUAAGCCGAUUAUCUUUGAACCUAAAAGGGUCAUUUUGAAAGAUCACAUCACUACUGAAGGAAUCAUCUCGGAACUUGCCAUUCUCGAUGUUGAUAGACGAGACUCGGCAUUGUACAGUUGCCAUGCAACCAAUGGUUAUGGUAAAGAUGAAACUCGGAUUCAGUUGAUUGUCAGAGAAUCACCUGAUCCACCAACCGAUAUCAAGACGAGUGACGUUAAAAGUCGAAGCGUCAAAGUAAACUGGGCUCCUUCAUUUUCUGGCAAUUCACCCAUUCAACGUUACCACAUUUACCUUCGUGAAUAUCACAAUGAAGUCACCUUUUCGAGUCAUCAAAAUCGAAACCUGACAAUACCGAAUAGUGAAACUUCAUGGACAAUCAAUGAUUUAGUGCCUCUAACCAAUUAUACCAUUUGCCUUACUGCAGUCAACGAGAUUGGUCAAAGUGAACCUAGUCAGUUGGUUAAAUUUCAAACCGACGAAGAAGUGCCAAAUAAAGCUCCUGACCAUUUAAAAGGAUAUGCAUUAUCAUCUCGGUCAAUCAAAGUUGCCUGGAAUAGUCCAGAAGCACGAUACAGUUUUGGUAAAAUAAAUGGUUACUAUGUUGGUUAUCGUCCAGUUGAUUCUGGUGAUGCUUCAGUUUACAAAACGAUAACAAUUAGCGAUGAUUUUAGGCCUGAAAUAACGCUGACCAAUCUUGAAAGGAAAACAAAAUAUGAAAUUGUUGUUCAAGCCUUUAAUUCAAAGGGACCAGGAAUUUUAUCUGAUCCCAUUCUAGUUGAAACCUAUCAUCAAGAUCCACCGAAGCCACCUAAAAUUGAAUCAUCAACGGUUACUUUUACAUCAAUUACUCUGGAAUGGAUUGUUGAAUCAGACGAGAAUCAGAUAACAGGUUUCAUCAUCAGAGCAAGUUCAACUAAAAAUGAUGUUUUUGAAAAGCGAGUUACAUCCAGUCAAUUUAAUCACACUCUUCAUGGACUUUUUUGUGGCACCUUUUAUGAGAUAACAAUAAGAGCCUUUAAUUCAAUUGGAACCGGUGAUUCAAGUGAACCAUUGAGAGUUAAAACGAGUGGAUCAGUUCCAAUUGCUCCAGUCAAGGAAAUGUUUAUCAGCUACAUCAAUGCAACUUCAAUUGAAGUUGAUUUAACCUCUUGGAAAUCAUCUGGUUGUACAAUUAAACACUUCUCAAUCAAAUAUAAAACUCAGAAAGAAAAAAUGUGGACAAUUGUAUCCAAUAUGAUACUUAUGGGUAAAAAGACUAUUUGGAUUGAUGGUCUUCAUCCACAAACUUGGUAUCAUUUAAAAUCAACAGCUUACUCCGAUGCUGGAUCCACUGAUGCCGUUUAUAGUCUGAUGACAACUCAUUUUGUUGAUAAAGAGAGGCCAUUAUUACCCUUGACUUACAAUCAAUCAUAUUAUCAAGUAUUUUUUGAACUUGAAAUCCUGUUACCUCUGGUAUUAUCACUGAUGGUUGUUGUUGCUGUUAUUGUACUCAUCUGUAUAAUGAUGAAUAAACGGAUUCCUGAACAAGCUUUAUACACAAGAUCACCUGAAAUAACAAAAGGAGGAAUCUUGUCAAAGCAAGUUGAUGAAAUGGGCUUAAAUGAAUUUGAAAAGACUCGAACUAAAGUGAUUAUGGGACCAGAUCAAUCAUUAAUUGCUUAUCCAUCACCUUAUGCUUCCGUCCAGAUAAACGGAUCCAAUUUGACUGAACCUUCUUUAGGUUCAACAAUCCAAUCAUCAACGUCAACUUUAAAAGCAAAUAAUACUCUAAAUAAUAAUGGUUGUAUUGAUCAAAGAUUUAUCGAAGAGACUCCAUAUGCUACCGUUAAACGUACACCAAGACAUUGUAAAGCAGAUAGAAAUGUGUAUGAUUAUCCAGUUCCUCUUAACAAAUCAAAUGUUCAUCCAAUGUAUUCCGAAUGAGAGUUGACUUAGAUUUACUGACAAUCAACCUCCCGUUUUAUGUGCCAAUGGUAGACGCAAUUGAAGAUAAAUUGACAACUAUUUUUAAUCCUUUUCUUGCCUCCUAAAACAUUCAAAUGGUUAAUCAUUCAAUGAAAUUGAUUCCAAUGAUUCGUCAUACAAUGUAAUCUGUAGACUUAUAAUUUUGAAAAUUACAAGUCAAAUCAUCGAGCUUCCUGAUUCAUUUUUUAUAAAUUGAAACAUAAUGUAUAAAAGUUAUUAAAAUUGAUUUACAAAGAA